This is a messenger RNA of Corticium candelabrum, 2136 nucleotides long. RefSeq names its product limbic system-associated membrane protein-like. Gene Ontology annotation, biological process: cell-cell adhesion. The record is from RefSeq and is a predicted model, not a curated record. Gene Ontology annotation, molecular function: protein binding. The coding region runs from base 528 to 1304 and encodes 258 amino acids. The transcript has 7 exons. NCBI's taxonomy places the organism in Eukaryota, Metazoa, Porifera, Homoscleromorpha, Homosclerophorida, Plakinidae.
UCUCUAUCUUUGGAGACUAUUGGAAGAAGACAGAACUAGGCAAUGUCAGAGAGUGCGUAGACUGAUGCAGAGGGUCAGGAGAGAACGAUUUCGGCGAAGACAAAGACUCGUGUCUCUGAUGGUUUUUCAGACGAUCAGAAGACGAUCUCCGACUGUCUGGUGCACAAGAAACGAAUUCGCGCGAUACAACAAAGUCCCGGAUAAUUCUUCUAAUAGCCCAGAAUAAAUGGACAAGUGGAGACGCUGUCUACUAAACAUGUUUAGAGUCUAAACGUGUUUAACGUUAAACAUGUUUAAGAGCAACAAGUGGAGACACAGCCUUGGAUGCAUUGUUGCUCCUACAAUCACUAAGUUUGUUAUUCCUAAUGCCAAUGAGUCGGGCUCUGUGACUAUUGAGUGUGCAUCUCUUGACGCUAAGCCUGUUCCUACCUACAUGCUUAUUAAACAGAAGGAAACAGGAAAGACAUUAAAGAGAGUGACUGGUAAAAGACUGAUUAGCUACACUAUCAGCAACGUCGCCAAAACUGAUGCUGGACUAUAUGAGUGUGUCGGUAGUAACAAAGCAGGAGUUGGAAGCAAGACCGAGCAGUUUACAGUACAAUAUACUCCAGUCACUACCAUCCGUCAAAACAAAAAAUGCCACGGUAAUGCUGGAAGUAGGAGUUCCACCUGAUGCAUCUACCGAUCUUAUUGCUAAGAAGAAAACAAAUGUUUCCAUUAAUUUGUCAUGGACACCAGGAUUUAACAACUUUAGUCCAAUUCAUGGAUACAAAGUGACCUAUAGAGUGAGUGGAUCCAAUCAUUGGAAGACCGCCAGAAACUUUAGUGGUGGAACCGCAGAAGAACAACUGGUCUGUGGGUUAGAGCCGUUGACUAGCUAUGAGUUUAGAGUGAGAGCAAGGAAUUAUAUUGGAAAAGGAAAACACAGUGAGAUUGGAACUUUGACUACACAUCCUAACAUUGCUCCUACAAUCACUAAGUUUGUUUUUUCUAAUGCCAACGAGUUGGGCUCUGUGACAAUUGAGUGUGCAUCUCUUGACGCUAAGCCUGUUCCUACCUACAUGCUUAUUAAACAGAAGGAAACAGGAAAGACAUUAAAGAGAGUGACUGGUAAAAGUCUGCUUAGCUACACCAUCAGCAACGUCACCAAAACUGAUACUGGACUAUAUGAGUGUGUCGGUAGUAACAAAGCAGGAGUUGGAAGCAAGACUGAGCAGUUUACAGUACAAUAUACUCCAGUCACCACCAUCCUUCAAAACAAGGUGAACACUAUUGAUCAAACAGACAACUCUCUUCCAUUGUAAGUCGGAAGGAGUUCCUGAUCCACGAAUGCGUUGUCUGAAGAAUGGAAGAGAGGUAAAGUCUGAUGACGUCAACGACAGCAUAUUGACAAUCACAAAUGCUAAGAAGAGUGACACAGGCACGUACACUUGUGAAGGAAUGAAUAUCGUGGGAGUUCAUUAUGCUACGGUAAUGCUGGAGGAAGCUCUGUGAUGGAGAUCACUUGGCAGUUCAAUCCCAGAAAGGAGGCAUUUGGCACCACGGAAUUUACAGCGAUGGCAAAGUCUAUCAUUUCACAGGAAACGACAAAAGUCAGGCUACGAUAUCUCUAGAUUAUUUCAUGGAUUUCGUUGCAGGGCGUUUUGCCACUUUCAUUUUCUGCUACCCACAAGGUAGAUGUCUCCCACUGAAUGAUGUGGUUGCCAAAGCGAGGCAGAUAUUUACGACAAAGACAUGGCCAGAAUACUCACUUCUGUGGAAUAACUGCGAGCACUUUGCUACGUACUGCAAGACUGGAAAGGGAUAUUCUGCUCAAGUGUGGGACGAGGUUCAGCGUAGUCUUGCAACAGCUGAGCAUGGUGCUAGAGUGCUUGGACCACUGGGAGCAUCAGUCGGUUUACUGAUAGCAACAGUCAGUCUGGGUCAUAAGCUUGGGAAUCUCAAUCCAGAUGGAAAGGCAAAAAUGAAACAAAUGUUAGGUCAAUGUGUACUUGUAUUUGUAGUCGAUCUACUUUUGCCUUAGUCAUGAUGAGUGUUGCAAUGUGCUGAUCGUUAAAUUGUAGACUGCUGGGUUUGUAAAAGAUAGGUUUUGUUUUGGAAGGAACAAUAAUAAUUUGUCUAAAUGUUUGAAGUGCA